AUGGAUGCGAAGGUCCCGGUCCCAGAGGAGGGGACGCCGUCUCUGGAGGAGCUACUGCGUCCUCCGUUGAGCACCGAGACGAGCAGUGCCCUUGAAGAGAUCCUGAAAAGGAGUCCUUUGGCGAAAGGUUUAUAUGACGUGGCAAGGCAGUGGCUCACGCAACUCCCCCAGGAGAAGCAGACGGCUGUUCUUCUCAUUCUACUCGGAUGGAGGCCCCCGAUCCGGAACGUCUCUUCUUCGGCCAUAUGGAUCAUGCAGAAGCACUUUGGCGACGACUUUCACGGGCUGACCAGGAGUAUAAAGCAACGGUACUAUCAGGCAGCCGCUGAGCCGUGUAGUGGAGAAUCGCAGAAGGGAAAGGAUAUUGAGGGGGAAGAAAAGGCACGACAGGGAUCGCGUCCCUGUACCCCAGCGUCAUCUUGCUCGAAUCCUGAACGCUUAAUCAAGCGCACCUGGCAGGAUAACGAGCGCGGCGGGGGUGCCGCAGUAGAUAUUAUGCAAUAG
This is a messenger RNA of Klebsormidium nitens, 504 nucleotides long. Lineage: Eukaryota; Viridiplantae; Streptophyta; Klebsormidiophyceae; Klebsormidiales; Klebsormidiaceae. The record is from the annotation of a GenBank genome assembly.